Messenger RNA from Eptesicus fuscus (big brown bat), 1001 nucleotides. RefSeq names its product protein lifeguard 1-like. NCBI's taxonomy places the organism in Eukaryota, Metazoa, Chordata, Mammalia, Chiroptera, Vespertilionidae. Gene Ontology annotation, cellular component: membrane. The record is from RefSeq and is a predicted model, not a curated record. The coding region runs from base 102 to 1001 and encodes 299 amino acids. The transcript has 10 exons.
CCACUCCCCUAACUGCCGUCGGAACUCUGCUCCUCGGUGCCGGCCCGCCCGUCCCGGGGUGACCGCUGCGGGAGCCGGAGGCGUCGGGAGGACCAGGGACAAUGGACGUGGAGGUCAGGGAGCCGGUCGACCUCAGUAGCGGAGAUCACCAGCAUCUGGCCCGGAAAGCCGCGGACGAGGGCUCCCAGCCCAAACCGAAGCAGGCCAAGGCAACGGCACCGGCACCGGAGCCCAAGCAAACGGCCCGGAAACCACCUCCGAAGACGGACCAGCGCGCGGAUUCCUACGUGGUGGACAUUUCGGAGGAGACCACCCCUGAGGAGAGCAAUACCGUGGCCAGCCCCUUCUCCGAAGAAUCCAUCCGCAGAGGUUUCAUUGUAAAAGUGUUCCUCCUCCUGUCUGCUCAGCUGGUGGUCACCGGGACAAUUAUAGGUGUAUUUAUUUUCUGGCCAGGUUUAAAAAACUGGGUGCACAAGAAUCCCUGGUUCACCUAUGCCAUCUUCCCAGCAUUUUUCGCUGUGCUCAUCGUGCUCGCCUGCUGUGAGAAAAUGCGCCGCCAGGUGCCUGCGAACUACAUCCUGCUGGGACUGUUCACAGUUUUGGAAGGUCUGAUGCUAGGAGCCGUGUCAGUUUUCUAUGGUGCCGAGGAGGUGUUAUGGGCCAUCGGGGCAACUGCUCUGGUGACGUUAUCGCUCACUUUAUUUGCUCUCCAAACAAAACUGGACUUCACCCUGCUCCACGGAGUGCUGUUCGUCUCGCUGGUGGUGCUUUUUAUCUACGGAAUCCUCUUACUCUUCAUACGGUCAUACUGGCUGCACCUGCUGUAUGCUGGACUCGGAACUGUGCUCUUCUCACUUUACUUGGUGAUGGAUGUGCAGCUGAUGGUGGGGGGGAGCCAUCAUUUGAAGCUGGACCCUGAAGAGUAUGUGUUUGCUGCUCUGAACAUCUACUUGGAUAUAAUCAACCUUUUCCUUUUUAUUUUGCAACUGAUUGGACGGUAG